Thelazia callipaeda (thelaziosis nematode) is the source of this 2277-nucleotide messenger RNA. NCBI's taxonomy places the organism in Eukaryota, Metazoa, Nematoda, Chromadorea, Rhabditida, Thelaziidae. The record is from the annotation of a GenBank genome assembly.
AUGGAUUGCAGGCGAAUUGACAAAUUUAUAUUAGUUAAUGGUAAAACGAUUUCCGCUAAGAUCAAUUCGGGUAGAAGUGUGAUGCGUUAUUGUUUGCUUUGUUUCCGUAAUGAACGCAUGGAAAAAGCUUAUCAGAUGCAGUUCGAUCAGUGGUUUGUACCAGCUUUAGCUAUAAGCAUAUUUUUCCUCGUCACAUACGGUAUCUAUCAUGUUCUCGUUUUACCGAGACAAAUUUCAACGCUUGUAAUGAUCAUCACAUCAUUGGCUGUAAUUUUUUUGGUUUUGCUUACACUUUAUGCAAAUUUUUUCCAAUAUUCAUGUCCACAAUAUCCUAAUUUAACAGUACUAAAAGAAGAAUGUAGUGUCGUACACUUUUCUCAACUUAACUGUGCAUUUUGGAUGCUCGUAACGUCUGUUUUUGUACGUUUUUCAUCAUUAGCAUUAUUUGUUGCGCUGAUGGUUGCGUUCAUGCUUUAUACGUGUCAUAUAUUCGUUACCCAUCCAUUGCUUUACGUGAAUUAUACACAAUUUGCAACCACUUAUAAUGUGGAAUGGGAAUUAGUUAUUGGCUUGUUCACUUUAUCGCUGCUUAUAUUUUUGCAUUUUCGAAGAAAUGAACGAAUUUUGAGGCUGGAUUUUAUGUCAAAGCUGAAGGAAUUGGAAGAAACGUCAAAUGCUGAACAAAUCGAGUCAGCUAAUCAGCAAAUGCUGCAGAAUGCUUUACCAGCACAUAUUGCUCAAAAUUUUCAAAAUAAAUCUGAACUUUAUCAUCAUCUUUGUCAUAGUGUAGGAAUAGCUCAUAUUAAUAUAAUAUGUGAAGAUGAAGAUGGUGAAGCUGCUGUAAGAAAUUUGAAAAAUUUGGUUUGUGUGUUUGAUCAGAUUGUAAUGCAGCAUCGUGGCAUUGAAAAAAUACGAGCGUGUCAAAAGAAUUACAUCGUAGCAGUUGGAUUAAUUCCGGAAAUUUGUAAAAAUGUGCAUGACACUCCAUCGACGAUCGGUGAUUUACUCGCUGAACUCACGCAGUUCACAUUGAACGUUUCGGCAUUUGCUGCUGACCACGGCAUUUCCUUAAAUAUUGGCAUUGAUUGUGGAUCAGCUUUAUCCACUGUUUUAUUAAAUGGUCAAAAGCCAACAUAUGAACUGAUUGGAAAGCCGUGUUUGGGUGCACGUACGUUGAUGCAACAUGCAAAUUGCUAUGGCAUUUUGGUAUCAGAAGAGAUAUACUUGGCUUUAAGACCGAGAAAUUUCAAUUUUGAUCCAAGGCCGAUCAAAAUCACUAAGACUUUCAAUGCUUAUGUAUUCGAGGAUAACCGUGCUGAAAGUAGCUACCAAGCUGAUGAAACAGAUGUGAAUUCAUUUUGUGCACCACCAGUAGAAGACAGUGUGACAUCUCAGAAUCCACUUGAAAUGUUUGCAUCGAUGAAUUCAUCAGUUUGCUCUGAUGUUUAUUCCAUUGAUAUCGGAGUUGAGACAGAUUCUGAAAUGGAGUGGAUCACGCCGGAAAUGCUAAUCUAUGAAAAAAAUGCUCAACUCCAAGAGCAUCAGUCUACUUCUUCUAUGCAAGUACCAGCGAAUAUUGAAAAUUAUAGCAAUUCAUCACAGCAAGAUCUGUCAUUAAUUGCAAGAUGUAAUCGUCGCCAACGACGAUGGCAGUGUAAACGAUCGCCUUCAAAUUGGUGGAAUCAGCCAGUCACUUCAGAUAUAAGUCAGGGAAUCGUUAAUGAAAUUGAUGGGAGUGAUAAACUUGCCGCUGCAGCCAGUCGGGUAGAUCAGAUGUUAGCCGAGCUGACUGCAAUCGCUGAUUUAGAUCAGGCACUCGAAGAUCGUCCUUUUCCUAUGCUUCUAUCUAACUCUACUAAAAGUCUAAGGAGAGAUAUCUCAAGCGCUUGUCGUACAGAGUACGAUAAUGCAGAAUCAGAAGGUAUUUGUUCAGAUUCAGAAAUGCGUGGUGGUCGAUUGGAGCAGUUAAAGAAGGCUUUGAAGACAUGUAGUAGAACAAGUUUUACUCAACGAAGACGACAUAGAUUGUGGAGCCGUAGUGAUAACGGUAAUGAUGCUGAUAUUGAUAGUAUCUGUUCAUCACUUGGAACCUCAUCCUUUUUCAGCAAUCUUAGAUGGAAUAGUGUUCAUUCAAUUGGUUAUGAGAAUGAGUACAAAUUUGCUUCGAAAGAAGACCUUCGAGAAAUAGCUCGAAGUCAGAUGCAGGCUUUAAGUCGUGAUAUUCGAAUGAAUUUCGGUGAUUAUCAACUUGCUACAUUUUCAGACAUUGAUGCUUAA